CUAGCGUGACGUCACUAACGUCGCUAGGGGGCGGUGCUUUCCGAGCGUCCUCGUCCUCGUGCGCUGUGGAAGGAGGCUGUGGAGAGCACAGCCGCGGCGUUGGUGGCUGCAGCUGAGGCUUCAGCCAGAGAUUUAAAAAUGGACAAUGACGAUUUUCUUUCCAUGGACUUUAAAGAAGUUACUGAACACCUGGUUACAAAUGAUAAUUCACCUAACAUACCAGAGGCAAUUGAUAGACUCUUCAACGACAUAGCAAAUAUCAACAGGGAGUCUAUGGCUGAAAUGUCAGACACUCAGGUGGAAGAAAUAGCAGUAAACCUAUGGAACUGGGCACUUACCAAGAGAGGAGGUUUUCAUAUAAAUGAAGAGCAGAAAACUAAAAUACAUUAUGUUGCCUGCAAGUUGCUGAGUAUGUGUGAAACCUCAUUUGCCUCAGAACAAGGUAUUCAACGACUGAUUAUGAUGAAUUUGAAAAUAGGAAAAGGGUGGUUGGAUGUUGGAAAUUUUCUAAUUGCUGAUGAAUGUUUUCAAGCUGCUGAGGUGAAUCUGGAGCAAUUAUACAUGAAAUUAAUUCAGAGGAGCUCCCCUGAGACUGAGUUGACCGUGGAGAAGAUGGCUGUUGAGAAAGACCACUUCAGAGUGCUUUCUUACCAAGCAGAGUCAGCAGUUUUUCAAGGGGAUUUUCAAAGAGCAUCUAUGUGUGUACUGCAAUGUAAAGAUAUGUUGGUGAGGCUCCCUGAAAUGGUUUCAUAUCUUCAUGAACUCUGUUACAAGUUUGGAGCAGAAACCCAGAAGAAUAAUAAAUAUGAAGAAAGUUCUUUCUGGCUUAGCCAAAGCUAUGAUAUUGGGAAGAUGGAUAAGGAUUCUACUGAUCCAGAAACACUGGCUCAAGUUUUAAGGUUAUUAGCCACCAAUUAUUUGGAUUGGGAUGAUGCCAAAUAUUAUGAUAAGGCUCUGAAUGCUAUAAACCUAGCAAACAAGGAACAUUUAAAUUCUACUGGGCUUUUCUUAAAAAUGAAAAUCCUCUUGAGAGGCGAAACAUCUAAUGAAGAACUCCUUGACGCUGUCAUGGAAAUACUACAUCUUGACGUGCCCUUAGACUUCUGUCUGAACAUUGCUAAACUGCUGAUGGAUCAUGAAAGAGUAUCUGUUGGGUUUCAUUUCCUGGAUGUUAUUUGUGAACGUUGUAACUCAUCAGAAAAUAUUGGAAAAGCUCACGUAUUCUACGUUGACAUGCUUUUACAAAGGAAGGAAGAACUGCUUGCCAAGGAGAAGAUUGAAGAAAUCAUUUUAGCUCACCAAACAGGAAGACAACUGACAGCAGAAUUAACAAUCUGGUUACACAACAUUCUGUGGAGAAAAGCUGCCAGUAGUUUUGAGGUACAAAAUUACGCUGAUGCCCUACACUGGUACAAUUAUUCUCUGAGGUUUUACUCACCUAAUGAAAUGGAUGUGGACUUCGCCAAGCUGCAGAGGAACAUGGCUUGCUGUUACCUGAAUUUGCAACAACUUGAUAAGGCCAAAGAGGCAGUGGCAGAAGCUGAACGACAUGAUCCUAGAAACAUUUUCACUCAAUUUUAUGUAUUCAAGAUUGCAGUCAUAGAGGGUGACUCUGAAAGAGCUUUACAGGCAAUAAUUGCUUUAGAGUAUGUAUUAACAGAUGAAGAAUCAGAAGAUAAUGAUGUAAUUGCAGAGAGAGGUUCAUCUAUCAUGCUUCUAAGUUUAGCUGCCCAGUUUGCUCUAGAGAAUGGACAACAAAUUGUGGCAGAAAAAGCUUUGGAAUAUUUGGCUCAACGUUCAGAAGACCAAGAACAAGUUAUUAUAGCCGCAAAAUGUUUGAUUCAUCUUGUUUUUCCAAAAAUUGCUGAAAUGCCGGAAUCUGAAGAUAAAAUGAAAGAAAUGGAUCGACUUUUGACUUGCCUGAAUAGAGCCUUUGUGAAACUUUCUCAGCCUAAUGGUGAAGAAGCCUUCAGUUUGGAGUCAAGAGCUAAUGAAGCUCAGUGGUUUCGAAAAAUGGCUUGGAACUUGGCUGUGCAAUCUGACAAAGAUCCAGUGAUAAUGAGAGAGUUUUUCAUACUUUCUUAUAAGAUGUCCCAGCUUUGUCCUUCCGAUAAAGUAAUUCUGAUUGCACGGAAAACAUGUUUACUUAUGGCAGUUGCAGUUGAUCUAGAGCAAGGGAGAAAAGCUUCAACAACUUUUGAACAGACCACAUUCCUGAAUCGUGCACUUGAGGAGAUCCACAAAUGCAAUGAGAUCUGGAAUUUGCUGAAACAAACAGAGGACUUCUCAAAUGAUUCAUGUGAGAAAUUGCUUCUGCUGUAUGAGUUUGAAGUUAGAGCCAAAUUGAAUGAUCCAUCACUGGAAAGCUUCCUGGAACCAGCGUGGGAGCUGCCUCAUUUAGAAUGUAAAACAUUUGAAACAAUUGCAGUAAUAGCAAUGGAAACACCUGCACACUACCCUUCCAUUGCUAUCAAAGCCUUGAAAAAGGCUUUAUUGCUCUACAAAAAGGAAGAAUCAGUUGAUAUUUCACAAUACAGCAAAUGUAUGCACAACUUGAUUAACCUCUCAGUGCCAGAUGGGGCAUCAAGUGUAGAGCUCUGUCCCCUGGAAGAAGUUUGGGGCUUUUUUGAAGAUGCUCUGAGCCACAUUAGCCGCACCAAAGACUACCCAGAAGUGGAGAUUCUCUGGCUGAUGAUCAAGUCCUGGAAUACUGGAAUACUUAUGUUUAGCAAGAGCAAGUAUGUAUCUGCUGAAAAGUGGUGUGGACUGGCCUUGCGUUUUCUUGACCACCUUACCUCCUUCAAGGGAAACUAUGAAACUCAGAUGAAUAUGCUAUAUAGUCAGCUUGUGGAGGCACUGAAUAGCAACAAGCCCAGGUUUCAUGAACAUGGCUACUGGAGCAAGACAGAUUAGGCGAGCUCACAGCCACAUGAAGUAUAUUGUUCUGAGAUGCUGACUAUUUAAAUUUUUGCCAGAGUUUCUCUUGACUUUUGUUUCUGUUUUCUCAGACCCUGUUUGCAUGUUGUUGAAUAAGUUUAAAUGAAGCAUACUGAAUU
Messenger RNA from Callithrix jacchus (white-tufted-ear marmoset), 3056 nucleotides. It is a transcript of the gene TEX11, whose product is annotated as testis expressed 11. Gene Ontology annotation, molecular function: protein binding. The record is from RefSeq and is a predicted model, not a curated record. NCBI's taxonomy places the organism in Eukaryota, Metazoa, Chordata, Mammalia, Primates, Cebidae. Gene Ontology annotation, cellular component: central element. Gene Ontology annotation, biological process: male meiosis chromosome segregation; reciprocal meiotic recombination; synaptonemal complex assembly.